GGUAAUAUAUUUGACGUGUCGGAUAAUGGCGCUUCUGUCAAAUUUCAAAUGUUUGAAAUAAAUCCCGCAAAUUCUCCUUUCUUACUCCGCCAGCUGACUCCCAGUGAGGGAAGCGUUUCUAUGGACGGACUACUUGAAUGCAGUGGUUAUGCUCAUGCCCGGAUACGUAGACGGUGACUUCAUACUCAUUUUUCAGUGCACGUCCAGUAGCCGUCGCUUCUCUAUUUGAAUGGAUUUAUCGUAAAGAAAAGAAACAAGCUGCCAUCUACGUGUUCGCGCUGAUUUACACAGACAUGUAAGGAAACGUGAAGAUUAUCGAUUCUUUCCGACGGACUGUUGCGUUAAGACGCUGCUGUGUGUGUGUGAGAGAGAGAGUUAAAGGGGGAUGAUGGGGAGGUAAGGUAAUUGGCCAAAUGCAGUGGUGCAUAGCCUAUUAUACCCUUUUCUAACGUUUCUGAUCAAAUUGUGGCAGCAAUGGUGGAAGCAUGUGCUCCUUCCUCUUAGAGGAAUAAUACUGAAAUUGAUGAAUGUGGAGUCGCUCUAAAUCAUCAGAGUACAAUGAACACCACUCUUACACCCUCGGACCUGGUGGAUGUGCCAAGACUGCAGACCUUCAAUGGCACCCUGGGUAACCAGACCCCCUCGGGCUGGGCCGUGAUCCACACUGCUACCUUGACUUUUUGUUCCCUCCUCCUCAUCUUUAUCUUCUUCCUGGGCUCUUAUGGGAAUCUUGUUGUGUUCCUGUCUUUUUUCGACCCGGCGUUUCGCAAGUUCCGCACCAACUUUGAUUUCAUGAUCCUCAACCUGUCCUUCUGUGACUUGUUCAUUUGUUGCGUGACCGCUCCCAUGUUUGCGCUGGUGCUCUUCCUGGAUGCAGGCGGAGGGGAUGGCGUGUCAAAGAGUUUCUGCUUCGCCUUCCACUUGACCAGUUCGGGCUUCAUCAUCAUGUCCCUGGAGACGGUGGCUGUCAUUGCUUUGCACAGACUUCGCAUGGUUUUGGGACAGCAGCCCAACCGCACUGCUUCCUUCCCCUGCACGCUGGCCCUGACUGCCUUGCUGUGGACAUCCAGCUUCACAUUAGCUGCUCUCCUCACCAUGCGCGCAUACCCACGCAAAGAUGGACCCUGCUUGCCCCACUUUGGCCUGGGAAGUGGGCAGGCCAGGGUUGUGUUGUACGUCUACCUGGCAGUUUUUGCCUUUUGUGUUGCUGUGGUGUCUGUGUCGUAUCUGAUGAUUGCUCAGACCCUGAGGAAGAACGCACAAGUAAGGAAAUGCCCAAUCAUCACUGUAGAUGCCACCUGCCCUCCACCCCCACCACCUCUCAUUGCAGCAGGCUUUGAAAGCAUGCAGUGUGCCGUUCAAGGCCCCUCUCUGUACCGUAACCAGACUUACAACAAACUGCAGAAUGUACAAACGCACGCCUAUGCCAACAGGACAAACCAGCCGGUGGUUCCAGGGGCCGCCCAAGGAGCCACCUGCUGUCAGCUGGUCUCCACAGUCAACUUAGCCACAGCCAAAGACUCCAAGGCAGUUGUCACCUGUGUAGUUAUAGUAUUCUCUGUGUUACUCUGUUGUCUGCCGAUGGGAGUUUCACUGGCACAGGAUGUUUUGUCACCAGAAAGCAGCUUUGCACAUUACCAGUUCGAACUGUGUGGCUUUGUGCUCAUUUUUCUCAAAUCAGGCAUCAAUCCAUUUGUGUACUCGCGCAACAGUGCAGGCCUCCGCCGCCGCGUACUGUGCUGCAUUCAGUGGGCCGCACUUGGAUUUCUGUGCUGCAAGCAAAAGACACGCCUGCAUGCAAUGGGGAAGGGGAGCCUGGAAGUCAAUCGCAAUAAAUCCUCCCAUCACGAGACCAACUCAGCCUACGUCCUGUCACCUAAGCCACAGAAGAGGCUGGUAGACCAGGCUUGUGGACCCAGUCAUUCCCGGGAUUGCGCUGGCAGUCCCAGGGCGACCGGUACACGCAAACCUCGCCUCCCGAGCACCUCUACACCCAUCAACACCCGGAUUGAGCCCUACUACAGUAUAUACAACAGCAGUCCCUCAGCAGGGCCCAGCUCCCCCACCAGCCUACAGCCUAUCAGCUCUCAGACAUUUGCCUUUGCCAAGUCCUAUGUAGCCAUGCACUACCACACUCACCAAGAUGCUCUGCAGGACUUUGAAAGCACCUCAGUGCACCAGAUUCCCGUGCCCUCGGUAUAGUCAAAGAACAGAAAGCUUUGGACAAUCUCUCCAUGAUGUUAAAUCCAAUGUGAAUCAAAGGAGGAACGUGUAAACAGGCCAUUUUUAUGUCUUUGGGCUCAGUAUUAACAUUUUGUUCUCUCCUACAGUAGAAAGAUGUUGCGAUUUUGUGACUGGAGAAAUGACAAGAACCAGAAUUACAGUAUAAACUUUGCCUUUGAAACUGAAAUGAGAAACAGAUUUAGAAUAAAAGUUUAUGUUCCAGCAAGUUAUUUAUUGAUAUUGAAUUGAUUUAUUGAGGUUUUCACUGAACCCAAAGUCACCAGUUGCUAGUUUCGAUCCCAGUUCCUCUCUGGCUGGAGAUAGGAGUGAAACCAGCUUCUUCAGCAUCAGGCCACUAUGAAACCCCAUACGGCUGUCAGUGGUACGUGGUUGCACCUGGAUAGACUCUCUUCUCAAGAGAAAAAAAAGAGUCUGAGCCUCAUACACUUCUUUUUUCUUAAAAACCCACAAUAAAUAACUGGCAAGUACAAAUGUAAUGUCUGUGAGAUCUACACCUGUUACUGUGCUGUUACUACACAUACACAUAGCAUCAGCGCCCUCUGGCGGCCGAAUAAAUAAAACACUAAAUUCUACACUUAACUUACUUGAUCAGGGGUGUCAAACCUCAGGCCCAGGGCCUGGAAUCAGCCUGCUAAAGACUCCAAUCCAGCCCCACUGGACAGAUUUGAAAAAAUGUAGAGAAAGGCACAAGUUUUGGGGCUUUUAGCUGUUUUUUCACAAGUUUAACAGCUUCAUUUUUACUGAUUUAAAAACCUCCCAUAUAACCACUCAAGCUACACCAAACAAAUUCGGUUAUUAAAAAAUAAAUGACAGAAAACUUCCUGUGCUUUUCAUUAUCUACUAUAAAAAUGUGUUAUACACAGGAUACAUUGUGUAUCCAUUGGUCAGAUGGAUGCAUUUCUUCUGUAGUUGAACACAUUUAUGCACAAGCCAUUCAAUUACUACAGUAAAAUUUCUUUAUCAAGUAGAAAAAACUGACACUUUCUGUUGAAGUUGCACUUUAUUUUUAUAUUUAGAUACCUUGAGGAUUAAAUGUGGUCUUGAAAUGGUCCAACCCACUUAAAAUCAAAGCGGGGAGUUUGAGUUAGAUAUCCCUGAACUACAUAUUUCCCUAAUGUCUUGAAUCUACUCUUUUCUGUGGUAAUGGAAAACUAAAAUAAGGUUUCAUGUUUUGAUUUUUUUAAUUCUUUGCUGUAAAUGCAUUGGUUUUUAUUCCAGAGAUACAGCAGUAGUCGGAUCCCAGUGUGCAUCUUCAUAAAACCACAAAACGAACCUUUUAAAUGAACCUGCACACACUCUGUACAUCCUACAACCUUACACUCACUUUUAUUGUUAUUCCACAGCAAUCUCUAAUGCAUAAGUUACACUCACACAGCACACAGUCUCCCUGCUGUGAAGCAUUUUCAGAUGUUUUUCAUAUCUACAAGUAAAAAAGUGCCACAGUCAAGCAGCUAAUCAAUCCAUAUCUCUCUCUCUCUCACUCUCACACACACACACA
Messenger RNA from Haplochromis burtoni (Burton's mouthbrooder), 3742 nucleotides. It is a transcript of the gene gpr75, whose product is annotated as G protein-coupled receptor 75. Gene Ontology annotation, molecular function: C-C chemokine receptor activity. Bases 559 to 2202 code for a protein of 547 amino acids. NCBI's taxonomy places the organism in Eukaryota, Metazoa, Chordata, Actinopteri, Cichliformes, Cichlidae. Gene Ontology annotation, cellular component: membrane. The record is from RefSeq and is a predicted model, not a curated record. The transcript has 3 exons. Gene Ontology annotation, biological process: G protein-coupled receptor signaling pathway.